Closterium sp. Yama58-4 is the source of this 1557-nucleotide messenger RNA. NCBI's taxonomy places the organism in Eukaryota, Viridiplantae, Streptophyta, Zygnematophyceae, Desmidiales, Closteriaceae. The record is from the annotation of a GenBank genome assembly.
AUGGGGCAAUGCUUCUCCUCGCGCUUCACCUCACUGCCCCUCCCCUGUGCCCAACAUCCCAAUCUCCCUGACGUAAUGUGCCACGGCUACUGCCUCACGGACGGCAUUGGUGGCGUGUCCCCCGAGGCCACCAGGGCGCUCGCCUAUGCCAUCACGCCCUACCUUGACCGCCCGCUAUCGCCCGCCCCUCACGGCAUUCACGUGCCCAUGGGAGGGGGCGCGGGGGCGUGGCUGCGGGCGACGUCAGCGUUUCAGAUCCGUUAUGCGGGGGUGAAGGGCAUGGUUGCCGCAUGGCCGUGGGGGGUCAUGGAGCGUGUGGAGGCUCAGGGGGCUGCUGGUGCUGCUGGCGAGCAGGCCAGCCAUGAGUGCAUGACAGGCGGCGAGGCAGGGCGUGGAGCAGCAGCAGGGGGGGUGCACAUGUGGGUGCAGGAGAGAAUGGACAAGUUUGAGGCACAGCACGCUGACGUGGAUGUGGUGAACUGGCCGCGCCCACAGCCGUGCUUCCUCAACCGACGAAUUGUGACACUGCUCUCCACGCUCAACGUCCCCGACCAUGUCUUCCUCCACAUGGACACGCGCUGUGCCUCCAAUGCUCCUCUGCUCGCUUCCUUUAACCCUCUCUGGGAGCAGGACGACAUGCUGGAGAGUCUAGAGGGACCGUUGAGCAGUAGGAGACUUGUGAGGCGCCUCAAAUCCUGCCGCCGCCCCAUCUCUCCUCCCCCCACCUCCCCUCUCCCCACCUCCCUUCCCCCCUCCUCUCCUCCCCUUCCCGUCCCCAUUCCCUCCUAUCCUCUUUGGCUACAUGACACGAUGGUGGAGUGCCUAGAGGCAGCGGUGGGCAGUGGGGCGGCGGCAAUGCAGCUGCUGGAGGAGAGCGGCACGGACCACCUACACGGCGGCACCAUCACUAUGCUUUGCGCUGCCUUCCACCUCGUGCAGGAACCCCACCUCAAAUGCAUCAUUCAAGCCGUGCGGGCGGUGCAGCUGCAAGGGCUCAUCUCCCGCGCACACAACUUCGUGAAGGACGGUCACUGGCUCAUGGUCGUUGUGGAUGAGAAAGGGCUGCUGCAGCAUGCCAUCUACAUCACCUACGGGCAGAGCUUCAUCGAGGUGUGCGAUGCAACCGCACCUGCGCCCAGCGCCACCGCCACCUUGAGGCUGCUCAGCAUAGGCCACAGCAAGGGGACGCCACGGGUGGUCAACGGACCAGUGGUGUUUGGCAAGAACCCUUGCCUGCAAUCGGGGGACUUGCGGUUGCUCACAGCCGUUGAUCUGCUGUUUUGCAUCAUCUCAUCGGCUCGCGCCCACAUGCCAAGGAGGCAUGAGGCAUUCUUGGUGGACCACAUGCUGAACGACAGCGUGGGCAUCAUCUGCAGUACCUACGUCAUGCACGCCCACAGCAGCCACAGGGGCGCCUUGGACCCUGCGAGCCUUAUUCUUGCCUGCCAGGCCACGCUGGCGUUUGACUUUCCCAAGACAAGCAUGGCAGGCGUGAUGCCACGCGAGGUGUGUGUGCAUGAGUACCCCGACUUCAUGGAGAAGGACAAGCAGCAGUAG